Zea mays is the source of this 1047-nucleotide messenger RNA. Its product is annotated as ORM1-like protein 2. Gene Ontology annotation, cellular component: endoplasmic reticulum membrane. Bases 290 to 763 code for a protein of 157 amino acids. NCBI's taxonomy places the organism in Eukaryota, Viridiplantae, Streptophyta, Magnoliopsida, Poales, Poaceae. The record is from RefSeq and is marked provisional. The transcript is spliced from 3 exons.
CCCACGCGCCCGCUCCUCGUCGCCGUCCUCUUCCUCCAUCUCACCCGUCCCUCAGCCUCGUUAAUUUUUCGCCCCCAUCUUUGAACGCAGCGGCUCAACCUCCAUCGUUCUCUCCCUCCUCCUCCCCCCGAUCCCGUCCCUAUAAAUUGCGCCCCCGCCGCCACAGCGGACCGCAAGCACGCAAUCACACAGCUCGCUGCUGCUGCCGUCUCCCCGUGUCCUGUCGUUCUCCCGUCGCCGGGGGCGGAAGAGUUCGGCGGGCGGUUGGGGAUUGCUCGGGAGCCCCGUGAUGGCGAAGCUGUACGUGCAAGCGUUCCCGCCCGCGGAUCUGAACAAGAACACCGAGUGGUUUAUGUACCCGGGCGUCUGGACGACCUACAUCAUCAUCGUCUUCUUCUCCUGGCUCCUCGUCCUCUCCGUCUUUGGCUGCACCCCUGGCACCGCGUGGACCGUCGUCAACCUCUUCCACUUCGCGAUCACAUACCACUUUUUCCAUUGGAAGAAAGGAACACCUUUUGCUGAUGACCAGGGAAUGUACAACACAUUGACUUGGUGGGAACAAAUGGACAAUGGCAAACAGCUUACUCGUAAUAGGAAGUUCCUCAUUGUUGUUCCUGUUGUCCUGUAUCUGAUAGCUUUGCACACCACAGACUACCAACAACCUAUGCUCUUCCUCAAUACCCUUGCCGUCAGCGUGCUUGUGGUCGCCAAACUACCGAAUAUGCACAAGGUCAGGAUUUUUGGAAUAAAUGCUGAGAGCUAAACAGCGUCAUCCUUCACCAGACAUUUUACCUAUAUGCUUUUUCAGAACGGUCUGUAUGUUCCCCUUCUAGUGCUUUAGUUGGGCUCAUUCAUCAGAGUACCAUAGUUUAAAAGUUGUUAGCAGAUGGGCCUUGGUCGUUGUAUAGAGAGAUGCUCAGAGGCUGGACUGGACAUGUCGCUGCUGUACAUCUGAUGUGCACAGAUUCUGUACACCCUUAAUGUUGCUAUAUGGUUUGUUGCGAGCAUCUGUCAGUUGCUAUAUAUGUAUGUAUAGUAUCAUUCUUG